Cladophialophora carrionii CBS 160.54 is the source of this 2382-nucleotide messenger RNA. RefSeq lists its product as uncharacterized. The transcript has a single exon. NCBI's taxonomy places the organism in Eukaryota, Fungi, Ascomycota, Eurotiomycetes, Chaetothyriales, Herpotrichiellaceae. The record is from RefSeq and is a predicted model, not a curated record. Bases 1 to 2382 code for a protein of 793 amino acids. Gene Ontology annotation, molecular function: catalytic activity; 4 iron, 4 sulfur cluster binding; FMN binding. Gene Ontology annotation, biological process: wybutosine biosynthetic process.
AUGGACAUGGGCGAAGACGCGGCGCCGGUCAUUCUGGCAGACUGGCUGGACCGUCUGCUGACCUCGUGGCAUGACCAUCGUAUCCUCCUCGCCUCGGGCCUGGUCCUGAGCGUCCUUGCCAUCAUUGUGCGGCGCAGGCGUGCCGCCAGAAUCACAUUACGCGAUUCUUCUCCAGGGCUAGAGAAAGCAGAUUGGCUCGCGGCAGACGAGGGUGCUGCCAGAACCGCCACGAAUGAGAAGAACGAGACAACUUCCAUAUACGUCGAUCAGCUUACCUCUGGCCAGGCUCGAAAACCUCGACCAGCAGCGGCCCGUGUCGUGACCGGACGCAAGCCGGUCAGUUCCAGAGGGCACACAUCACCCCAGAGACAAACGAACCCGUCUUAUCUACAGCCCUUGGUCUUCUUCUCGUCAUUGACAGGCACAACUGAACAGCUGUCGAAGAAGGUAGCUGCUGAACUCGAAUCGCUUGCGACCACCCAGUCCCCGAUCCUCAAGCCCGAAGUGUACGAUCUCUCAUACAUCGAUCUCGACGACUACUUUAUCACCGGGCCCAAGACAAACAAGUCAGCCCAGAAUGUGCGAUAUUUUUACCUGCUGCUCAUUCCAUCCUACGACAUCGAUACGAUCCUGAAUACCUUCCUCGCGCACCUUGAUGAAACCCACAAUGACUUCCGCAUCGACACCGCACCGCUCGCCUCAUUGGCAGGGUAUACGGUCUUCGGCAUCGGAGACAGAGAAGGAUGGCCUACAGAGGAGAGAGGAUUCUGUUCACAGGCCGUGGAAGUAGACAGAUGGAUGGCCAAACUAACGCGCCGGAAAAGAGCAUACCCAUUGGGACUGGGCGAUGUGAAGAGCAACAUCGAGCAAGCGACGAAGGAGUGGACAGGUGGAGUGUGUGAUGUUCUCCAGGAGCUCAGUGUUUCCGGCACGCUCGGAGACGGUGUCCCUGGCAGCGGGGCCGCUGUUGAGAGCGACCAGGAGGACGAGCCAGAUGCCGGGUACGACAACGACGAUGACUUCCCCGACUCAGGGCGCAACAAGCGGCGGAAACUGGCUAAUACCACAGAUGUCGAGGACGUCGGUGGGAAGAGCGCCCCUGUGGCGAUCGAUUUCACCAAGUACUCGACCACUUCCACCUCCGCACCUGUCCCAUUAAAGGCCAUGGUGCCCAGGGAAUCGCCUACUCACGCAGCUCUGACCAAACAGGGCUACACGAUCGUGGGCACCCACUCAGGCGUCAAGAUCUGCCGAUGGACCAAAUCCGCCCUGCGCGGUCGCGGUUCUUGCUACAAAAACUCCUUCUACGGCAUUGCUUCCCAUCUGUGUAUGGAAACCACGCCGUCCCUGUCAUGUAGCAACAAGUGCGUCUUCUGCUGGAGGCAUGGCACCAACCCGGUCUCCACGACGUGGCGGUGGCAGGUCGACGACCCAAAGAUGAUCUUCGACGGCGCCAAAGAGGGGCACUACAAGAAGAUUAAGAUGAUGCGCGGCGUGCCGGGCGUGCGGAGCGAACGAUUCGAAGAAGCCAUGCGAAUCAGGCAUUGCGCGCUGAGUCUCGUGGGUGAACCGAUUUUCUAUCCACGGAUCAACGAGUUCGUCGGCCUCUUACACGGCGAGCGCAUAUCGAGUUUCUUGGUGUGCAAUGCCCAACAUCCGCAGCAGCUCGACGAUCUGAGACGAGUCACGCAACUGUACGUGAGCAUCGACGCCAGCAACCGGGACAGUCUGCGCAAGAUUGACCGUCCUCUACACCGUGAUUUCUGGGAACGCUUCAACGCUUGUCUGGACAUACUGCGAGCCAAGAGAUUUGAGCAACGCACCGUCUUCCGGCUCACGCUGGUGAAGGGCUUCAAUGUGGAGGAUGAAGUGGAAGGGUACGCAGACCUGGUUGCCAAGGGAUUACCCUGCUUCGUCGAGAUCAAGGGCGUCACUUACUGCGGGACGUCGACUUCCUCUUCAGCCGGCCUCACCAUGCAAAACGUUCCCUUCUACGAAGAGGUGGUUGCCUUUGUGGAAGCUUUGAAUACCGCUCUUGCGAAGAGAGGCCUCGAAUAUGGAAUCGCGGCCGAGCACGCGCACAGCUGUUGCGCGCUGAUUGCGUCGAACCGCUUCUUGAUUGACGGCAAGUGGCACACCAUCAUUGACUACGACAGAUUCUUCGCGUUACUGCAAGGGGGGCAAGAUUUCAAACCAGAGGAUUACUGCAAGGAGACGCCAGAGUGGGCGCUCUGGGGCAACGGCGGGUUUGAUCCCAGAGACGAACGGGUCGAUCGAAAGGGGAAGCCGAAAGAAGCGACCAAGGCCGACGAGGUAGCCAGGGGAAGGAAAACAAAAACAGGAACAGUCGUGGCCGUGCAGAGUGGCGGCUUGGAUUUCUGA